AGUCCAUAGCGGUAAACUCAAAAUGGCGGCCUUAGUCGGGUCUGGCCGUGAACUUUGGCAGAUCAUCACUGGACAGUCUUUCCUACGCAGCCAGGACCAGAUAGGGGCUGAGCUGCAGAAAAACAAACUGAGACUGCUGAAUGGACUUCUCUUUUACAAACCUCCCAGUGAUGCUUCAGCUAAGUCCUUGAAAGAGAAGAAGGAUGUGAAAAAGGAAGUAAAAGACUUAACCAUCAGAACCAGCAAAUUUUUGGGCCUCGAUGAGCUGCAGACCAACUCAUUGAUAGAGCUGUACCUGGCCCAGGACUUCAGGGAAUCAUUGGAUGAGUGGGAGACUAAGUUGUCAGAUGAGCGUUAUGCACAGACCCUUCUUGGUAGGCUGGCCGACAUCUACUAUGAAGACAGGAUCUACAUUCUGCAGAGUAUCAAACACCUGCUGAGUUACAGUACAGAUGACAAGCACCCAUAUAAGGAGAAGUAUGACGACUGUCUUCAAAUGUUUGGGGACCAACUUAUCAACAAGGUUAUAGAACAGUACAAAAAGGUAUUUUCCAGAGAAGCACCAUCAGCUGAGACUCAUGGAAAUACAAUGUGUGAACUACUGGAAAUAGUGUUCCUGUACUACAAAGAGUAUGAGAUGCAUCCGACCAGACUGCUGGAGUUUGCUAGACUGUUUAAGUCCCAAGGGUUUGGCUGCAGACAGACCAACAAACACCACUUCAGUCCAGGAGCAGAAGUCUUUGUCACAAGACUAGGUUUCCUGAGUUCAUUAAUUCUGAUAGAAGGACUGGACCUGGAGUAUCUACAGGAGACACCUGCCUCUGCAGUACCACAUCAUCCCAUUCCUCAGGACCAGGACACAUUCAGGGCUUUGGACCGUCUCAUUACUGGUUGGGGGGACAACCCCCACCACGCACCGGUUCUGUUAGGGUGGGCGGCACUACGGUUUGUGGCCCUACCAGACGACACCAGUCCUACCACCAGGAAGCUGGGUUCAGCAGCCCUGAAUAUUGGAGUCUUCCAAUAUCUGGCUGGUCUGCUGAAUACUGAACCAUUUUCUGGGCAAACAGUGUUAGCUGGCGUGGCGAGGCUGAUUGUACGAGGCCUGCUGUCCACCGUGCUGUCCAUGUUCCACGAGGACACUCUGGGUGGGAUCCAUGACCUCAUCUCCGUGGUUACCCCCGUCCUGGAGCAGAAACAGCUCUGUAGACUCUUCUGGGAGUCUGACCAGACAUCAGGGCUGGGUGUACUGCUUCAGUCUGCCUGUAGCAGGUUUCCCCUGGAGUUCUCCCCACUAUUGAAACUUCUGACAGCCCUGGCAGUUGAUAGGGAAACUACAGACAGGGUAUAUGAGUUCAUGAGCUGUCUGCCAGGCUAUACUGAGUUGUUAGAGGAGAAUAAACCAGGUGAUAUCCAAGGGUCUGCCAGUGGUACAAUCUGGACACUACUGAGGCAUAAAGGUCUCUACAGGACAAGUGCAGGUCUUGUCAUCCCAGCUGGCACUCAAGGGGAAAUCAUCAACACACAAGGUCCCCCUGUUGUGCGUUGGGAGUACAACUUCAAUGGCUGGACUCUGUGCUCGUGUGAGCUGGACAACUUCCUACAGUAUUCAGCUGGGGGAUUUGAUGCUGCCUCCAAACAGCUGGCAGUAAGAGUAACUGAGGUGGCAGAACUACUGAACAAAAUGCUGUCCUUUGAUAAGUCACUGGCAGAAACUCUACAACCAGUCACAGCUAAACUGUAUCCUAUUAUCCAGAGACUUGGUGCUGCCACAAAUCCUCCCAUUGAUGUUGUUGCUUCCUGUGUCCAGUGUUUGGCUACCCUAGCACAGUAUAAACCUGACAAGGUAUGGCUGGAUCUACAGCAGACUGGGUUCUUACCAUUUGCAGGCUCCUCACACAUGGAUGUAAACAGGGCUCUCAGUGGUAGUGGAAUGUUUGCUGGUAACUAUGGCAACCUGCUGAUGUCGUUAGAACGUCCAUCUGGGUACUACCCUGUUACCAUAGCUACCCUGAAGCUGCUACUGGCACUGGCCAAGGGUCUACAGUUCCAAGAAGGCAUCAUCCCAGCCGUAGUGUUUGUACUGAAGGAAGUGUUUGCCUCCUUCUACAAGUGGAACUACUCAAACCUUAAAGACAGACAGGAGAUUGGGAGAAGAUGUCUCGAGAUCUUUCACUAUAUCCUGUUUGUGUCGGAAGGAAAGGAAGAGACCAUGGAACAUGAUAGCAAGGACACCAGGCUAACCCUGAGAGAUGUGUGUGUGAGUGGCCUGUUGUACACGGAGGCUGGACACAGUGUGUUGGAGAUCCUGGCCACAGGAGUGGAGAACAUCAACAAUGUCGUCAAGCUACAGGCCAGUGCUUUUGAGGGUCCAGGACAGGACCUGAUCCAGAUGGUGAAGCUGGCGUUCUCGGUGGUGAACCGUCUGCUGCUGCUGAAGCCAGCUGACGGUGAGACGACUUCGCCCCUGGAGCAGGCCCUGACGUACCACGCCGGCGGGGCCCAGCAGGGGAAACACCUGGUGUCUGUCAUCGCGCAGUACGUCUACCAUCGUCAUGACGUCAGGCUCACACGACUCGCCACGCUCAUGCUUAAAAGGCUCUCACAGGUUGCUCCUAUGUCUGUGCAUGCCUGUCUGGGGGACCAGGCUAUCCCCAUCAGGGACAUGUACCUCACACGUCUGCAGGCCAAAACUGAGGACCUGCGGCUGAAGGUGGUAAUCCUGGAAUGGCUGACUGUUGCAGUAGAGACACAGCCAGGACUGACGGAACUAUUCCUGAACCUGCAGACCAAGGAGGGGAAACAGGGGGUCAAGGAGUUCACAGUAGGAAAGAACAGCUGUCUGCAGGCAGCAGUAGACAUGAUAGAGGCUAAGAAGCAGGGGACAUACCUGUGUCCUCCUGACCUGCACUGUGCUGCUGUGCUUCCUACAUGCCCUGUGGCAGGACAGGAGAGAUGGAGCUCUGUCUGUACUCAGGGGCAGAAGGACCUGCCUUCUAUCCACACUAACCCACAGGUGGCCACAGGACAGCUGAAGACAUGUGCACACGUCAUGAACAUCAUGGCUAUGGAGGUGCACAGUAUAGGGAGCUCCUCUCCAGACAAGGAGUUGAAGAAGUGCUUGAAAGACUUUGCUGAAAAGAAAAGGUUUAUCCAUUGGUCAGAGUACCUGACCAGCCUGGUAGACCACCUGUGUGAGGAGGAGGGACCAGUAGACCCCGCCCACCUGAGGGAGAACCCAUACCUGGUGUUCCUGUCCGCCUGCAGGGUGGUCCUGCUGGUGGCAGCCAGUCAGGAGACAGCCAUGCACCUGGCGGAUAAAAACAUCAAGGUCAAGAUCAUACAGAACAUCCUCACUGGGAUUACUACACUGGUGUCCCAUCUUGACUCAGUGCUGACUGUGAAGGCAGCCACUAUGCUGACUGGUCUGUAUGUUGCCCUACUGCCACACUGGAAGGGGAGUCUGCAGCCCCUCAGCCAGUUGGAGAAGCUUGUACCCAUCCUGGAGGAUGUGGUAGGGAAUUCUCAGCCACUGGAAAAGAUCAAAACCCCGCUCUUGUCUGCCAUCCUCACAUUACUGAAAGUAAAAGGAGAGGACAGCAUCACUGAAGAUACAGAACUGGUGUCCAGACUGCUAUCUGUAGUGUGUACUGUGGUACAGGAGGCCACCAUCUACAAACCACCACAGCCUACGGAGUCUGGGAAAACAUCAGGCACCAAUGGCCAGGGAGAGAACAAUGACACAGCUAAUGGUGAUGCAGCUGCGAUGGCAGCUAAGAAGGACACCUACUCUUUGGAGAACCAGUCUGUGUGUGUACUGGAGGCCCUGUGCUCUGUACCAGAGGUGUGGUUAGAAGCCAUGAGAAGACACUGUCUCCUACAGGCCCUCCUGGCCACAGUGGAGACAUGUCUCAACAGCAGGAGGAACCUGGCAUUUGUGGAGACUGCAAUGCAGCUCUUCCUCACAACUGCAAAAGAACCCAAGGCUGCCUUUGUGCUUGCUGGAAGUGGAGUGACCCAGCACCUGUGUAUCCCACUGUCCACCACAUACCAGUCCCCCCAGGACCUCAGUGGUACAGUCCUGUCAUCCAUAAAUGGUAGUGAGAAAUCCCUGGACGCACCAUCCUGGCCGGGGGUGUACAGGAUGGCGCUAGACCUGGAGGCUUUACUCCUGGGCACACUGAAGCACGACUUUCUGUCGGAUGCCUUAGAUUUUGUUGGAGUCCAUCAGGACAGAAUGUUGCAGUGCCUGUUUGCUGUCCGGUCCAACCUGUCACCAGCCUGCCUGCUGGAGGUGGAGAAAACCAGUUUGUUCCUGUUCCAACUGGUUCACCACAGCCGAGAAUGGCAGUUCCACCUGCCUCAGCUGCACCAGGCAAUGAAGGAGGCUGUAUGCCAUCUUGUCCACACCUGUGCAGCCCUGCUGUCCCGCCCCCGUUUGUUGGACCACAUGGUACAGUCCAACACAAAGCAGCCCAGAGGCACCCCCCAGAGACAGACCUCGGUGACUCGCACCCUCCGACAUUCCUCUUCUUCAGAUGAUGUGGACAAACCAAGCCAGGAGCUUCUCCAGGUCCAGGGGAGAUUGCUGAGGAUUCUGGGUAACUCCUUGUCUAUGCUGAGACAUCUGACUCCCAACCUGUGUGAGAUCCUAUUGGACCAGGCCAUGGAUGUGAGUGAGUACCCCCUGAUGUUUGCCCUGGCGUUCGGCAGCCCCACAGUGGACCAGGACUCGCCGCCCUCCCUGGGCACCCUGCUGGCCUGUGUGAACCUGGGACUGAGACUGCUGGUGAAGGUGGAGCCCAGCAGAGUCACCUCACCUGUCAAGUCUCCUGCAGGACCUGCUCCUGUACAGAAACCAGUAGUCCUGUACAUCCUGGAGAACUCCCUCCUGGUGCUGAUGUCCCAGGCAGCUCGCUACCUGAGGGAACCUGGCAUACCUGUCAGGGACAAGCAGCUCAUGAAGAGGGAGCUCAGCACUGAACUGGGCACAUUUCUGCUGAGUCUGCAGCGUUACAUCAAGCGAGGUGCGCCCCCCUCCCCGGGUGCCUCCACCCUGCCCAGUCCCCAGCAGUUCCAGCGAGGGGCCACGCCCAGGAUGGCCUUCGGAUCCUCACAGGAACACGCCUUCUUCCAGCUCGUCAACACAUUCAUGAAACGUGUCUUACGAUAGGAACGCUGUCAUCUUAUUAUCUUCAUCAUGUGUAUUAAUUGAAUGAGUUAAUUCCGACUUGAAAAGGUUUAGCAAUAUGCGAAACAAGAACACAAUAAUUUUCAAUGAUCCCAUGUUUUAACUGUAAGACUACACCUAGGUUUGGUAAAGAAAAACAUGUAAAUACAUGUAGUGUUAUAUACUUUAUCACAGAUAUAAACUUCAGAGAAAAUAACAUGGUGAACUGGUAGUUAUGCCAAUUUGUUAAAGAGUUUUCCAUACUUCUUUGUACAUGUAACCAUUUGAUGUAUCAUUAAUUUUUGUACAACAAGCUGUUUUCUAUCACUAGUAUCAGUACUGUUUUAUUCCUGUGGUACUUUAUCUAAGUGAGGAACAAAGAUAGACUAGAGGAAUUCUUCAUGAUAAACAAGAGUUAAAGGAUAUUUUCAUAUGAGACGAUUUUGAGGAGUAGACAUGGUAAAGUCUUAGACAUAGUCAAGGCAAGCGAUGUGAAGCCAAAUUAGUGAAGUUGAAAAAACUCAAAUGAGUUUGUGGUAAAAUGGAAGAAAAUGUGAACAUAUUAUUCAAGCCUCAACUUUUGUAUUAUCAAACCAAUAGAAGAAUACA
Molecule: messenger RNA, 5779 nt
Organism: Branchiostoma belcheri (Belcher's lancelet)
Lineage: Eukaryota; Metazoa; Chordata; Leptocardii; Amphioxiformes; Branchiostomatidae
Product: nucleoporin NUP188 homolog
Biological process (GO): RNA export from nucleus; protein import into nucleus
Cellular component (GO): nuclear pore inner ring
Molecular function (GO): structural constituent of nuclear pore
Source: RefSeq, a predicted model, not a curated record